Molecule: messenger RNA, 1246 nt
Organism: Rhagoletis zephyria (snowberry fruit fly)
Lineage: Eukaryota; Metazoa; Arthropoda; Insecta; Diptera; Tephritidae
Source: RefSeq, a predicted model, not a curated record
AUGAAAUUGCCACGUGCCAUAGUGAACUGCGAACAAAUAGUCUCGGUCACUUCUAAUGGCGAUCUGUUCCGAGUGGGCCCAGAGCAAGAUCACGUAGACUUAAUUGAACGACGCUCAACUGACAACAUUGGCUGCUCAAUUGUCUUUGGUGCACAGGGUCAGAUUGUCGCCGUUGGACAUGACGAUGCUGUGAAACUGGAGCUAAAAACAAAGUUUGCCACCAGCCUAGAAGACAUUGAAGAUGUUAUUGAUGGCAAGGGGUGCUCACUGAUUCCCGGACUCAUCGAUGCGCACUCCCACCCAGUGUGGGCAGGCGAUCGAGUGAAUGAGUUUGACCUGAAACUGCGAGGCGCCAGCUACUUGGAGAUACACAGCAAAGGCGGCGGCAUUCACUUUACCGUGGAACACACCAAGAGGGCGUCUGAAGAUGAACUUUUGAGAAAGCUUGUAAACAGAGUUCAGCACAUGGUCGCCUGCGGAACAACUGUACUAGAGUGCAAAACAGGCUACGGGCUGGACUUUGAGACAGAGUUGAAGAUGCUGCGGGUGAUUCAGCGAGCUCGCUCUCUGACAAGUGCCGACUUGGUCACCACUUUUCUCGGGGCUCACUCAGUGCCAAAAGGCAUGACAUCUGACGAAGGUGUUGCCCACACCAUUGAGAUGAUGGACCGCCUCAGCAAGGAAGAGGACUUGGCCGUUGAGUUUGUUGACGUCUUUUGUGAGAAAGGCGUUUACGACCUCAAGCAAAGCGAAAGGAUGCUAGAGCACGGUCUGAAGGCAUUCCCAGGCGCUGAAAUAGCCUUUCACGGUGAUGAGCUGUGCGAUCUAGGCGCAGGAGCGAUGGCCGCUCGUCUGGGCGCCCGUUCAGUGUCCCACCUGGAGUACUGCAACCAGCAAAGUGUGGCCGCCAUGGCAGGCGCCAAGGUGGCCGCCGUGCUUUGUCCUACCACUUGCUACCUGCUGCGUCUUCCAGUGCCGCCGGUGCGGGCGAUGGUACAGUCGGGGGUGCCUGUAGUCAUUGCCACUGACUACAAUCCCAACGCCAUGUGCUACUCUCUGCCGAUGGCGAUGAAUCUCGCAGCAAUACACUAUGGCCUGACGUUGAAUGAAACGCUGGUCGCAGCGACCAUUAACGCUGCCUAUGCACUCAAGCGCUCCCACAACCACGGCUCACUGGAAGUGGGCAAACGCGGGGAUGCCAUUCUCCUAAACGCUUCUGAUUGGCGCCACAUGAUCUACCGUUUUG